This is a messenger RNA of Beauveria bassiana ARSEF 2860, 414 nucleotides long. RefSeq lists its product as uncharacterized. The record is from RefSeq and is a predicted model, not a curated record. Bases 1 to 414 code for a protein of 137 amino acids. Gene Ontology annotation, molecular function: nucleic acid binding. Lineage: Eukaryota; Fungi; Ascomycota; Sordariomycetes; Hypocreales; Cordycipitaceae. Gene Ontology annotation, biological process: tRNA-type intron splice site recognition and cleavage; tRNA splicing, via endonucleolytic cleavage and ligation. Gene Ontology annotation, cellular component: tRNA-intron endonuclease complex. The transcript has a single exon.
AUGUCCUCAUUACAGUAUCAGCAACCCGACAACGUCGCUUUGGCUGUUAUGAAAAAUUUGCAAGACCAGCAUGACUGGACAGAGCUAAAAUUUAUCUACACCAAGGGCUCAAUUAGGGCUUUGAUCAGAGGCCUGCCCACAAAGCGAUUAUAUCUGCAUCCAGAUGAUCAGAUUGUGGCGCUCGCACAAGAGCAAGUCACUGGUGAACGGGUGACAAAGAAGCCUGUGCAAGAGUGUGUACUUCCAGUUCAUUUGUCCGAAAAGUGGUCUCUCGCAGACUACGCGACCGUUUUCGACUCGUUGGCAAACACAGGUACACGGGAGAAGAGGAUUAUACUUGCAACACUACACGAUGACUCUACAGUCGUAUAUUACGUCAUGCAGGAGGGCAUGGUGAAGCCACGCCAGAAUUAG